Leguminivora glycinivorella is the source of this 2329-nucleotide messenger RNA. Its product is annotated as pseudouridine-5'-phosphate glycosidase. The transcript has 11 exons. Lineage: Eukaryota; Metazoa; Arthropoda; Insecta; Lepidoptera; Tortricidae. Gene Ontology annotation, molecular function: pseudouridylate synthase activity; kinase activity. The record is from RefSeq and is a predicted model, not a curated record. Bases 207 to 2288 code for a protein of 693 amino acids.
CCCCGUUUUGCCGCGAGCGAGCAGGUAAUCGCGGGCGUCUCCGGUAUCGAGUAGCGUAAUAAUAAUUCCACGCUGGGCUCUAGACAGUUCUUCUAAAUCGACGAAUUAUCUCAUUUUUACAAUUCCAAAUCCAAAUAUAACUAAUCAACAAACAGCAGUCCUCGCAUUAAAGAAGAUCAGCCGAAAAGGACUCAAAUCUCGUCGCAAUGUAUCUUCGGAGCAGCGUACCUCGUGUCGCGCGCGCUGUCCACGGCCUGCGCUGGCUCUCAUCGAAGGCCCUGGUGUACUCUGACGAGGUGCUGCAAGCCAGGGCAGCCGGCAGCCCCCUCGUGGCCCUGGAGUCUACCAUCAUCACCCACGGCAUGCCCUACCCUCAAAACCUGGAGACUGCGGUGGCUGUAGAAAAUAUUAUAAGAGAAAAGGGGGCUGUACCAGCCACCGUGGCAAUUCUAAAAGGUCAGCUGACCGUCGGCCUGUCUAGUGAGCAGCUGGAGUACCUGGCACGCGCUAAGGGCGUAGUGAAAGCCUCUCGACGCGACCUGGCACCCAUAGCUGCAGCCGGGCUGGACGGCGCCACCACCGUCGCCGGAACCCUCGUGGCCGCCGACCUGGCUGACAUACCUGUGUUUGUGACCGGUGGCAUCGGAGGCGUGCACCGCGAAGGAGAGAACACACUGGACGUGUCGGCGGACCUGACGGAGCUGGGCCGCAGCCGCGCCGCGGUCGUCUGCAGCGGCGUUAAGUCUAUCCUGGACAUUGGGAAGACGCUUGAAUACCUGGAAACUCAAGGUGUGUGUGUAUGCGCGUUUGGCGAUUCCGACGCGUUUCCCGCGUUCUACACUCGUCGUUCGGGUCACCGGGCACCGCACCGCGCGCCGUCAGCCGCGCACGCGGCACGUCUCUUGGCUGCGGCGCGGACGCUGCGGCUUGCGUCCGGCACCGUCUUCGCAGUGCCCGUGCCGGAGGAACAUGCUAUGGAUGAAUCUGCCAUAAAUGAAGCAAUCAACCUCGCUCUACAAGAAGCCAAAAGAAAAGGCAUACAUGGAAAGGAAGUGACCCCUUACAUUUUAGCUGCCGUCGCAGAAGCAACAGGGGGCAAGUCUCUCGACACCAACAUGGCCCUCAUAAAGAACAACGCCAAAGUUGGCGCCGAUAUUGCCGUAGAGUUUAACAAACUCAAGAACGUCGACAAUUCAGCGAACAAGUUCAACAUUGGAUACUCGAGGGAUGUAGAUAAGUCGACCGGCUCUCGAUCGUUCCACACGUCGUGUAGGUCGCUUGCAUCGUCCAAUGACGUCGUUGAGUCCGACCCUGUACUAGUCAUCGGCGGGGCCAACGUAGACAGGACCUACAGAGUAGCAGAAGAUCACAUCAAGCUGGAUGGCAGUACGCAUCCUUGCGCUACGACGCAGUGCGGCGGCGGGGUCGGACGCAACAUGGCGGAGGCGCUUUGGCGCUUGCGCGACGGGCGCGUGCGACUGCUCACCGCCGUUGGGGACGAUGCCGACGGACACUAUCUUGCCCAGAUCGCACCGGGGUUGCUACUGGACGGAUGCAUGGUGCGAGGGGCGCGGACGCCCACAUAUGCCUCCGUCAUGGACGCCCGAGGAGAGUGUCAACUAGGACUCGGGGACAUGGUUCUCCAUAAUCACAUCUCUGUCGAACUUGUAAACAGGCACAUGGACGUUUUGGAAAAGGCGCCGGUCGUAGUCCUAGACGGAAAUGCACCACAAUCCACCAUCCAGUACGUGAUUCAACAAUGCAGUGAACUAAACAAACCCGUAUUUUUUGAGCCGACGGAUCGAAGAAAAGCAUCCAAAAUUCUGCACGGAGGACCACGCAUUGCCUACGCUUCACCGAAUUUAAAUGAGCUACGUGCAAUGGCACACUUUGUCAAGCCUUACAUGCUUCCUAACAGUCUGAAUGCCAUAGAAGAAGUUCUAUACUUAUCUAAAAUGUUGUCAAAUUUUAUUGAAUGCCUAAUAGUAACAUUAGGUGCCAAAGGUGUUAUCAUUGUACGAAACAAGGAUGUACACGGAAAUAGCCAUGAUGUGACGGCAAAGCUCUAUCCAGUAAAUGUAAUAGAUGAUAUAGAAAACGUUUCGGGAGCUGGAGAUUGUUUUGCUAGCGGUUUUCUUCAUGGAGUUCUUUUAAAUCUGAAUGAAUCAUGUUGUGUUUCAAUUGGAUUAAAUGCUGCUAGAAAUGCUUUGCUGUCUUCUAACACGGUUCCGUCUAAUUUUAAGAUGCGCACAGACAUCAAAGAAUCAAGCUAUACAAAUCUAAUUUAACUAGUAUUGCAUGAAAAAUAAUAAACUAAUUAAUUAUGUAA